Molecule: messenger RNA, 2784 nt
Organism: Nasonia vitripennis (jewel wasp)
Lineage: Eukaryota; Metazoa; Arthropoda; Insecta; Hymenoptera; Pteromalidae
Product: zinc finger protein 346
Exons: 6
Coding region: 1792-2466 (224 amino acids)
Molecular function (GO): zinc ion binding; nucleic acid binding
Source: RefSeq, a predicted model, not a curated record
UUGGCUCUCACUCUCUCUCUCUCUCUCUCUCCGUCUCUCCCGCUCUCCUCCCUCCCCCUCUCCCCAGUCCCCGUCCCUUGAUGGUCGGACUCGCGGAAUCGAUUGUUUCAGCGCCGCAAUUAAAAACGAUUUUUUCUCCCCGAUGCCUCCGAAACGCCGCAUCUACCUAUAAUUUUCUGCUCGGGUAUCCUAAGACAAAGCAAGCCGAGGGUAACUCGUCUUCUCGCGCUCGUCGUAUUUUUAGAUCCGCGCGCGAGUGUUUUUUUCCGCGACCACGCGAGUACGCUGCUCCGAUCGGAUAUUGAUAAAAAAGAAGAAGGAUUUUCGAAAUUGCCCACUUCGCGCACCGCGAGAACUGCCUGCUUAAGUGCACAACGAGAACGCGACCCCGUCGAGGGGCGACUUUCACAUCGGAGCUAAAAUUAGAUGUCGAAAAACAAGACCAAAAACGCUACACGGAAAUGACACGCCACAUGGGGCUCCACGAGUUGCAGCGCUAUAUAGCUCGGGCUCUCUCUCUCUAUAUAUAUGUGUGUGUGUGUGUGUGUGUGUGUUUCGGUUUUCAUGUACGCUGCGGCCUAUGUGUGUUGUAUAUUUACAUACGGGAGCACGUGAACGCUCCGAAGCGAGAGCUUUUGACAACACUCGCGCUUUCCGCAUCGAUUUUUCUCAAGCCUCUAUAGGCGACGCUACCAUGCGCCGAGUAUAAAGCUCUUCGACUCGCCGCCGAGCAGGAGCUGUGGGAGGAAUCUCGCUUAAAUUCAAUUAAUCCGUCGAUCCUCCCGAGCGAACGAAAAAUAGCGAGGCCGAGCGCAAUUAGUCAAUUUUUCGCAUCGAUCAGAGCACGUCAUCGCGCUCUGUCUCCCUCUCGCUCGCUCGGCUUACGUAACGGCGCGACGGAAUCCAAUUUUCGAAGCGAUUCGACUAACCCCAGAGAGGGAAGCCAAGGCUGUAAUUGCGUCAAUAUACCAAUUCGGCAUUACAAUGUCGAUCAAUUGAAUUCCUUAUUCUCGGUCCGUUUCGCAGCGUUUCCCGUUCAGCUCGCUCGGCCUCUCGAGUCUCGCCGCCCCGCCAGUCGUCGGCAACGCGAGUCCCUACAUUUUUCAAAGUCUAUAGGUACUAAUGCACUAUAUAUCGCGGAUAAAGAGAUAUAUCUCGUAUAUCAUAUAUGGCCUACCUGCGCGCCUGCGUACAGCCCAAGUUUCUGGCUCUGCAGCAAUUGCCCCGAUUGCCCAGACCUCGUACGUCGAAGUUAUGGGAUGCGUAUAUGUAUGGUAGGUAUACUAUAGCUACUACUGUGCGGCGCUGCUAUAGUCGGCGACUCGGCAGUCGGCUCAGUCGGCAGUCGGCUGUCGGAAAUCCUCGCUCGCGGCUCGAACGCGACUGACGCUCUCCAAGACACUCACCACCAUCGAGGCGAGCUUAUUUCCGACGCUUCUUUCCAUACGUUUUCUAGUUCGAGUUGUAUUCGUUGACUUGGUUAGUACAGUGAGGUCGGGGGCCGCCGACCUGCACAGGAACGGAAGGGUCGAUGCUGUACAACUGCAGCUGAUAAGGGGCAGAGCCCAUCGUCGCACGUUUCGGUCAAUAGCGGAUUCUGUCGAGUUCUUUUCUGCAAAUCGUCGAGUUCGACAAUUUUCAAGAAAAACUCGCCGCAACAAGGACCAGCAACUGCUGCUAUAAAGGGCCGUCGUUCGAGCGAGAUUCACUGCCUACGCUUUUUCUGUGAAUCAAAACUCUGCGACUGCUUACGUUAUUGACUCUCCAGAAGUUCCCAACAAAUCAACAAAUAUGACGAACAUGCCUGCGCACGGCGGAAUGAACCAUUCCAUGAAUGAUCCAGUGACAAGAGCUGUUGUGGACAAUAUUAUGGGAAACCUUCCCACGAAAAGGCCACAGGUACGAUGUCAUGAUUGUGAUCUUGACUUUACAAGUCAAGUUGUACUCGAUGCUCAUCUUCAAGGUGCUCGACAUGCUAAGCAGAUUCGAUCUAAGACAAUUCUUGCUACCUUAGAAGAAACCAAUGUGGCCUUUAGUAAAGAUCAAGAAACCAAUGGGUUGAAGUGCAAUCCUUGUAAUGUAUACUUAAACUCAAUACAGCAGCUUCAAACUCAUUUAAAUGGAAAUCGCCAUAAGAAGAAAAUAGCUAAAGGUGACUGGAUUGGAAAGGAGAUUGUUUCAAGAAGUAAUCAUCUGGAAAUGCAAACAUCCAACCCACCUGCGAGUGUUUCAAAGCAAGCAGCGCUACUCAGUUGUCCACCCUGCAAUAAGUUCUUCAAUUCUGAGUCACAAUUAAAUGUGCAUCUUGCAUCGCAGAAACAUAUAGAUAAAAUACAUAACAUCAAAGUUAUAAAAAAGAAGCGGUAUCAUCCAUAUUGGAAAAAAGGUGGCACCAAAGAAGGCCCUAGUCGGAUACCAUUGGCAAACAAUUUUGUUUCAGGUGGCUAUCAUUCCACUUAUCCAUAAAAAUUAUCUUUAUUAGUUGAAUUCAAAUGACGAUUUGUACGACGUAAAAUGAAUAUCGGAAUUACAAUUAUGUACUUAUAGCAUAAGAAAUUGAAGCUUACUACGUAUUAUAAUUAUUCUUUUUGUAAUACUAUAAUCUCAAUUUACAGAACUUUACAGAAGCUCCAUAAUUUGUACUGGCUUUUGUGGUAUUAUUUGUUGAUUGUUUUUAUAUCGAUUAUUAAUAUCUUCAAACUAGAUGCAAUAAUGCAUUCUGAAUUCUCUUCAGCUUAUACAAAUAUUAAACCUUAAUAAAUUAAGUUUUAUCGAAAAGAGAAA